GGGCUAGGAUGGACUGUAGUCUGGGUAGAAAGCCUGCAAGCCCUCAGCCUUCCACUCCUAAGCGUCAAGAGCAGAGGUGGACAGCCCUCACGAGACCUGCCCUCGUGCUGUGCGGAUGGCGGGUGGCGGGUAUGAGUCCAAAACACAGCUCUGGGAGGCAGGCUUCCCCAUUGGCUGGUCAUGGCAUCCAUCACAGCGCCGUGGUCUGUCAUUGGCCGGCUCCAAGCAGAGGAGGAGUUCAUGAUCAGCUCUGUGCCACAUGCUCCAUGUAAAAAAGGGCGCGGCGCGAGUUCUGGUGCGGCCAUGGCGAGCGUGGACGAGGGUGGGCGCAGGAGGCCUCGACUGGCAGCUUCGCUGCAGAUCAGCCCUGGACCCUGGAGGCCCUCGGGAGGCCAGGAGCCCACAGAGGCUGGGGACGGGGCACCUGGGACCCCUGGGACACCUGAGACUGGGAUGGCUAGGGGACAGGAGGCCAGUGGGGAGGCCUGUAAGGCCCCGGGGGGCUCGGUCCUGCGUGCAGAGCCCGCGGGCAACUUCCCUAUGGCAGCCCAGGAACUCAGCCUGCUGGCCAGGGACCCGCCCCCAGUCCAGGCGGUGGCCCUGCUCACCCAGUGUGUGGCUAACCUGGGCGUCUCUCUGACCUUCCUGGAGGACCAGACUGCAGGUCCAGACUCCUCAUUCUCUGUGUGUGCAGAACUGGAUGGGUUGGUCUGUCCUGCGGGAACAGGGAGAAGCAAGAUGGAGGCCAAACAGCAGGCAGCACUCUCUGCCCUUCAGUACAUCCGGAAGCAUCUGGAAAAAUCAGAGGCCCCUGUGGCUCCCCGACAGCCUUUGCUCACCUCGCUCAACAUAGAGAAUAUCCUAACCCAUGAGCAGCGCUGUGCAGCUGUGGUCAGUGCUGGCUUGGAUCGUCUACUGAAUGAGAGUUCACCAUACCAGGCCUGUAAGGGGACAGUGGCCGCAGUCAUCCUGGAGAGGGAGGUCCAAGGCACCAUUGGUCACUCCAAAGAGACCUACGAGCUGGUGGCACUGGGUACAGGCAGCAGCAGCUGUGCUGGCUGGCUGGAGUUCUCAGGCCGAAGGCUCCAUGACUGCCAUGGUUUGGUCAUUGCCCGUAGGGCCCUGCUGAGGUUCUUCUUCCGGCAGCUCCUGCUGGCCAUAGAGGGGGGUCCCAAGGGCAAGGAGCGAUCAGUGCUGGCUCCCCAGCCUGGGCCUGGGCCCCCCUUUGCUCUCAAGCCUGGGGUCUUCCUGCACCUGUAUGUGAGCAACACUCCCAAGGGGGCAGCCCAUGACAUCUACCUCCCACUGGCCUCAGAAGACAAUGUCUUACACAGACCAGCCUUCCGCCUGCAGGCCCAUGUCUGUGGGCAGCUGAAACCUGUAUCCUAUGUGGCACCUGCCCUCCGAGAUACCCAUGUGGGCUGCCUCUCUGCCAGUGACAAGCUGGCACGUUGGGCUGUCCUUGGGCUGGGUGGUGGGCUGCUGGCCCACUUCCUGCCACCACUCUAUGCCACCAGUCUUGUCCUAGCUGACCCCUGCCAUGACCCCCCAACUCUGAACAGGGCCAUUCAUUCCCGGCCUAAACUGGACAGUGUCUUGGGGUCAUGUCUUCCAUGUCCAUAUGUCCGUACCACAUUACACCUGUUUACUGGGCCCCUGGUGGCCCCCUCCGACCCUAUGCCCAGCACCUGCCAUGGCCUGAGCCUCAACUGGAGCCUGGGGGAUCCUGAUAUCGAAGUUGUUGAUGUGGCCACCGGACGUGUGAAGACUGAGGCCAGCAUUGGGCCCCCCUCCCGCCUCUGUAAAGCAGCCUUUCUCGCAGCAUUCCGCCAGGUUGCCAGAGCUCUGGAGAAGCCACAGCUCCUGUCUCUGAAGACCUAUGAGGAUGCCAAGGCUGUGCCCUACAGGGAAGCUCGCCAGCAGCUGUCUCUCCUCCUGGACCUGCAGGGCCUGGGGGCCUGGCCCUCAAAGCCACUGGUGGGUAAAUUCAGACACUGAGCCAGACUUCGAGGGACAAGGACCCUAGUGGACUUGGACCUCCACAGUGGGAGGACAAGGACAUACUGGGGGCCAGCCAAGGAGAGGUGGAGAGCAUAGUGGAUGGGGGCAAGGCUAAUGGUGAGGAGGGAGCUGCAACACUGAUAGCUGAAGAGUGGAGACUCUUGUGUGUCUGGUUUGAAUAAAGAAAUGCUCUCUAGCAGUCUGUGUUUGGGUAUAUUGAGGUAGUGUGUCAUGGGGAGCCUUUCAUGCCACCACAGUGGGAACUCACUUAAGACCCUGCCUUCCAGAACUACUCUGUUGGUGUCCCA
Messenger RNA from Cricetulus griseus (Chinese hamster), 2309 nucleotides. The record is from RefSeq and is a predicted model, not a curated record. NCBI's taxonomy places the organism in Eukaryota, Metazoa, Chordata, Mammalia, Rodentia, Cricetidae.